GUAUACUUCUGAAAAAGCGAUGAAACGCGCAGGCAUUAGCCGCCCGGUCGAGAUUGGUCUUCGUUUUAUUGGCAUGUGGCCGGAAUCGGCUUAUCCAAAUCUCUACUUGUUUAUGUACAUGACAAUGAUAGCAGUUAUGCAAUAUUAUCAAUAUUUGUAUGUUGUUGCGCGUUUUGAUAUGACUAAUCUCACGGUUCUAACGGAUUGUCUGGGUCUCGCUCUGGCGAACACUCUUGUUUUUUUUAAGUUGUCUUGUUUGGCGUGGAAUCGGAGAAUAUUUCAUAAUAUCCUGGCAGCAAUGGAUAGAGACUGGAAUGAAUGCAUUAUCAACGAUUCUUCCAUUAUGAUGGCGGUCGCCAAUCAGUCGUGUCGUAAUUCUAUCGUGAUCAUCGGCAUCCCUAUAAUAGCUGGGUUUUUCGUAUCAAUCGGUAUUUACAUAUAUCGCAUGAUGAGCAGCGAAAUUUCCCGAGACUUACCAGUAAAAAUGCAAUUUUCUUUUGACGCCCUGGAAUCACCGGUUUUCGAGUGCAUUCUUGCCUUACAAAUGUUUUAUGUAAUGUCGUUAGCUUCUGUAGCUGGUAUAAUCAAUGCGUUGCUAGCAUCACUGGUCAUUCACAUGGGUGGCCAGGUCGAUAUCUUGCGGCGAGUUAUAACGGAAAUACACAGUAGUAAUAACGAACUCGGUACAUCUAUAAACUUACUCAGUGAUCUCAUUAAAAAACACCAAAAGAUUAUUAGUUUAUCGGACGAUAUCGAGAAUCUAUUUUCGUUCAUUGCGCUACUACAACUCUUGUGGAAUACUUUAAUCAUCUGCUGCAGUGGUUUCAUGAUCAUAUUUGCUCUCAGUACCCAUAAAGGCGUAAUGGUUUUAGCAAAGUCGAUAUUUUUUUACAUUGCAAAAACAUUAGAGGUUUUCGUAUUUUGCUACGCAGGGGAAUUCUUAAGCUUUAAGAGUAAAUCGAUUAGCGACGCGGUAUAUGAGUCACAUUGGUACAACCUGAUGCCGUCCGACACUCGAGUUUUACUGUUCGUAAUGUUGAGAUCGCAAAAGCGACUGACAAUCACCGCGGGGAAAAUUUUUGAUCUCACUUUGGAAGGAUUUAUGAGUGUCAUGAAAGCUUCUGCUUCGUACAUGUCUGUAUUGCAUGCUAUGUAUUGAAUUGGGAGAAGUAUCAUUCGUCCGUAGCUUUAAUAAACGCUCCACGCCGGUGAUAGAUUGCCCAUUGCAAAUUUUUUCAACAAAUACUUGUUACGGACGCGACGAAAAUAGAUUGUAUAAACAUAUAUAUUUUAAUACGUUUAACAUAAACGUUAGAAUCUUAUUCAUAAAGAAAUGUAAUAAAUAUAUCUCUUUAUUACGUCCCUGUGUUUGGUGCGUAUACGUUUCAUUUUUUUUAUUUGUGAUAUCUUCUUUUCUUUUGUUGAGGUAAAUACUCUCUUAUUUGAUGGCAAUGCAAGUACAUUGUAUGAAUAAUUCAUCUUACAGCUUGAAAGAUAUUCAUCACUUUUCAAGAUCUUUUUGUCAAGAACUUUUUCUUUUUAACGUUUUUUGUAGAGAGAGUAUUAACAACGGCGACCGUCUGUGCUUUUGCAUUAAAAAAAAAAGAUUAUUCAAGUGAAGGUACACGUGUGUCUCUUUUUUUGCGCGCCGAAGCCCACAAUCGUUGAUUUAUCGCAGCAAUUUAGUUUACGUCGUCGCGCAAUUUUUUUGUAAAAUGCGUAAUUGCAAUUGAUCGUUACUCGAACAAACGUAGCGCAUUUACUCUGUAAAAUUGCUCUACCUUCUCUGUGACGUCGUGGAGGGGAGUACACUAUGGAGCUAGAUCGAAAGACUCGAUUGUUUUCUUUGCGACACCGCGUCUUCUACAGUCGUUAUUCACCUCGUUGAAAGGGGAUGGCGUGUACGGUGUAGUCUCUUGGAGUGAGAUGGUUCAAUGUGACGUUGCACUCUACGAUGUUGAGAAGUACUGUAAGCCCGUUGUUGAGGAUCGGUUUCAGUUUGAUCGGCCUGGCGUGUCAUACCGGACGUUUUACUGGCUCUUUUCAUGAUGACUAUUGUCGUAAUGCAGUACUUUUAAUACUCCAUUGUCUACGCGUACCUCAAGGAAAUCUGACCAAGCUGAUGGAUGACCUGUAGGUCUAUUCUGUAACUCUUAACGACAGUAUCGAUAUCGUUACAUUGUCGUUGCGCACAUAUUAUAUAUGACAAAAAAGAUGCGCAACGACAAUAUAACGAUACCGAACUGUCGUUAAGAGUUACAGAAUAGGCCUACUAGGCCUCACUUUGGAUUACACCCUGACGAUAUUCAAAUUAAUCAGCCUUUGGUUUAACCGUCGGUCAGUCUUCCGAUUACUUGGUAGAUGAUCUGUUGAUCUUGAUGCCUCUCUGAGCAAUCUAAGAGACACAAAUCGAUAAUUGGUUAUAGGAUAUUUGCAGAUAUUUUGAUCACUAUGGUCGAUUGGAAGAAAUGCGGGAGCAAAUUGCGCGAAUGCGUGAUGAUAUGGACAAAGCUAAUUUGGCGCAUCGUUGUUCCAACGCCAUGAUAUCCACUAAUGCUGUAAUUACUUUUUUAUAUAUCAUCGACAGAUACACACGUGGACGUGCGUUUUCUAAAAAUGGGCAAUUACGCGAGUUUCAAAUACAGAUACAAUUUCCGUUCGAGGUUCAAGAAACACUCAUUUACGAGUUUGUCUUCGUGGGAUUGUUUUUUCAUGUGUUAGAAACGACGAUCAUAAUAGCGAUGCCAAACGCUUUGAUCUGAACGUUGAGCAAAGUUAUUGGUGAUGCAACGUAUGAGGCGAUUUGGUACGAUUCAUCUACUAGCGGGUAUCGAAUUUUACUAUUCGUGACCGUCAGAUUUCAAAAACGAUUGACAAUUACUGCCGAGAAAGUUAUGGACAUGAUAUUGGAAGGUUUCACUACCGUAAGUUCUUUACUUGAAAUUUUAUACUGUUUUUUUUUAAAUAUAUUACAAUUGUUAAAUAAAAAUAAGCGUAAAUGUUGUACAGUAUGAUAUGAUUAAUGUAUGAAUAAUAUAUGAAUUUAUAAAUAAUAUGUGUUAAAAGAAUAAUUCAUACACAUAUAUCGUAUUGAAAGAUCACCUUUGGACUUAAAAUAAUGGUUCGUGUCGUUUUUUCUGUAUGAUAUUCUUUUAGGUCAUGAAAGCUUCAGCUUCAUAUAUUUCGGUUUUACACGCAAUGUAUUAAAACUUGAAUCAAUUUAUGCUGGUUAUAUUUAUUGUCAUAUUAUCGCGAAUAAAAUAAUAAUGUAUAUUUGUAGAAAGAUUAACAGGAAUAGAU
Monomorium pharaonis (pharaoh ant) is the source of this 3300-nucleotide messenger RNA. RefSeq names its product odorant receptor 82a-like. Gene Ontology annotation, cellular component: plasma membrane. Gene Ontology annotation, biological process: detection of chemical stimulus involved in sensory perception of smell; sensory perception of smell. Lineage: Eukaryota; Metazoa; Arthropoda; Insecta; Hymenoptera; Formicidae. Gene Ontology annotation, molecular function: odorant binding; olfactory receptor activity. The transcript is spliced from 7 exons. Bases 20 to 1159 code for a protein of 379 amino acids. The record is from RefSeq and is a predicted model, not a curated record.